UCUUCGGGAGAUACUUCAUAUCACAUCUUUGAUUUGUACAAAGGACCAUCAUGUUCUAGUAUCCUCUUAGAGUAUUGCGUGUCUUGCUCACGUCAACCAAGGUUCCCUGCUGCACCCCAAGCAAAAUCACUAGUCAACCAAUAUAUCAAUUAUGCAAGUCAACAGAUAAUAGUCGAUAGCAUGUACAAAGACUUUCCGAUAUCGCAAGGGUAUUGUCUUCUUUCCUUAAGGAUCAUUCAGUAUGCCUUUCUACACAGAUCCUCAACCAGGUCAGAGCUUCGCGGGUCAACAUCAACCCAGCUUCCACAUGCAACUGGCCCAGGAAGGAGCAAGCGAUCACGGCAUGAUAUUCGGAACUUCUAAUCAGCAAGUCCGGAGAUAUUCCAGAGAUGAUACGACGGUGCUGCCCCUAUAUUGCGCCCCUAACACACCCUCAAUCAAUACCUUCAGAGCACGACCCAGACCCUACAGUACACCAUGGUUUUCAUCUGAAGAGACCCUAUGGUCACUGGGACUAAUCGAGCAUGGCAGAUUCAACAAGCCUGAUACAGUCCUCUUAGCCUUCGUCGUGGACUGCGCCAUGAAGCUGUACAUAUGCGCCAGCAUCACCUUGCACUGUCUAGAAAGCUUGACGGAUUCGGACCUGGUGCAUACUAUUAUUCAGGCAGUCUAUACCAAUGUCCUCGGACAGAUACAGCGCGCUGACUUGAUGAGCCGCCAAGCGCUCGCUUUCGGGAAGUUUUACCUGAACGCCGUUGCGGACUUUGGAAAGAUUCGGGAACGCUGCAACAUCACCUUUGGACAAUAUAUCCAACAUCAACAGACUCGCAACGAUUUCGCAGUGAGGUUCCUCAUUUACGAUAGUUUUGGGGAUGCCGAUCUCGGUAUGAUUGAAGAUGCUUUCGGGUGGGUAUAUGGACAGUCGCCCUCCACGGUCGUCAACGGCAUGGAAGAGAACAUUACGGAGGACUCGUCCGGUCGCGAUCCUAUCUCGAUACGGCAAUGGGUCUUCAGAUUCAACUAAGAAUCCUCAGUAACGCAAUUGAGGCCUCGUUCCUACAAACACUAGCCUUUCGUUGACGAAAGGCUGCCACGGUUGAAACUCGGUGGGGGAGUCAACAUGGCAGAUGGCAUGUCAAGACAUGGGAUGGAUAACGUCUAAUUGGUUGAUGUUGGCGAAGAACUGGGACGGUGAUGAGAUGAGGUGAGAAGAGAAGGAAUGGGUAUAAUACCACGGUCAUCUAAACAAGAAGAAAGAAGAGGCGUAUGAAGAAUCGAAAA
This is a messenger RNA of Alternaria rosae, 1281 nucleotides long. RefSeq lists its product as uncharacterized. The transcript has 2 exons. The coding region runs from base 242 to 1024 and encodes 260 amino acids. NCBI's taxonomy places the organism in Eukaryota, Fungi, Ascomycota, Dothideomycetes, Pleosporales, Pleosporaceae. The record is from RefSeq and is a predicted model, not a curated record.